GCCGGGGGGCACAGCGCAGUGCAUCCUGGGUCGGCGUAGCCAUGGCUUCUCGUGUCCUUUCCGCUUGUGUCCGACGGCUGCCCGCGGCCUUCGUGCCGCUACCCCGGGUUCCCACGCUGGCCGCGGCCCGGCCGCUCAGCACCACCCUGUGCCCCGCGGGGGCCCGGACGAGGCCUGGGGCUCCGCAGCCAGCCUCGGUGCUCGCGCAGGUUCCCGUUACACAGUUGUGCCGCCAGUACAGUGAUGCACCCCCUCUGACGUUAGAGGGGAUCAAGGACCGUGUUCUUUAUGUCUUGAAACUUUAUGACAAGAUUGACCCAGAAAAGCUCUCGGUAAAUUCCCACUUUAUGAAAGACCUGGGCUUAGACAGUUUGGACCAAGUGGAAAUUAUCAUGGCCAUGGAGGACGAAUUUGGGUUUGAAAUUCCUGAUACAGAUGCGGAGAAGUUAAUGUGUCCACAAGAAAUUGUAGAUUACAUUGCAGAUAAGAAGGAUGUAUAUGAGUAAAUCAGACCCCCUUUUUUCACUGAGAGAAGAGUCAGAAGAUGCUGGCGAGUGUCUGGAAGUGAGAACGCGUUUUGGCAUUACUGCUGCCUUUGACAGAGUAAUUCUGUUUAGACUUGUAUUUAAACUGUCUGUUUUUUCCUUUGGAAAAUAAAUCUGUAAAGCAACA
Molecule: messenger RNA, 672 nt
Organism: Zalophus californianus (California sea lion)
Lineage: Eukaryota; Metazoa; Chordata; Mammalia; Carnivora; Otariidae
Gene: NDUFAB1
Product: NADH:ubiquinone oxidoreductase subunit AB1
Exons: 5
Coding region: 42-506 (154 amino acids)
Biological process (GO): fatty acid biosynthetic process
Cellular component (GO): mitochondrion
Molecular function (GO): acyl binding; acyl carrier activity
Source: RefSeq, a predicted model, not a curated record